AUGGACCCCAUCAGUUUCGCUCUUGCACUGGGAGGCAUUCCGGGGAUGUUCACAUCAUGCGUCGAAUGCUGCCGGUACAUUCAGUUUGGUCGAGACUUUGAGAAGGACUUUGGGAUGACUUUAUGCAAACUCGAAGCCUGCGAGUUGCGGCUAACAAGAUGGGGCACGGCAAUGGGCAUCGAAGGCCCCGAUUCGAGACUUCGGGCAGAUCUCUACGGGAAAGAACAGAUCAAGAGCGCCUAUCACUGGCUCAUGGAGAUUGAAAAGGCUUUCAAUAUCGCGACCGAGACCUCUGCUCGUUUCAAGAGUACCGCUAAGCCCGAAAAAUUGCUGCUCCUCGACACGGAUACCGAAAUUGCCAAAGCAAACAAUUCGCUGAACGGUCUCCAUCUCACCAUGCGCAAUAUCAUUGAUGGUCAGCUCUUGAGGGAGGUUACCGACGGCGAAGAUGAGGUUUUAAAGGAUAUGCUCCAGAUGGAACUCCAGCAACGCACCAUCCAUGUCGGAGAGAUUCAAGUGAAGGAUGAUUUUGUGGGCCAGAUUGGUGACAAUGUUGAGUUGGCCAGCCAAGCAAGUAACAUCGAAAUCAAAGUUGUCGGCGGAUCUGGUCGUGCCAUGUUGCAUAUUGGUAGCAAUAUUGCUUCAGGAAAGACCAUCUAUGACCAGGGCCAGAGGAAGAAUUACCAGCCAUGA
Penicillium expansum is the source of this 693-nucleotide messenger RNA. RefSeq lists its product as uncharacterized. The record is from RefSeq and is a predicted model, not a curated record. The transcript has 2 exons. Bases 1 to 693 code for a protein of 230 amino acids. NCBI's taxonomy places the organism in Eukaryota, Fungi, Ascomycota, Eurotiomycetes, Eurotiales, Aspergillaceae.